AUCGGCGGGGCCGGGCAGCCAGUAGCGGAGGGCCACGAGCCCCAGGGCACCGGCACAACCCGCCCCCAGGUCCCUUAUCUUCGUCCUCCUCCCUGGACAACAUCUUCAGCGCCGGCACCAUGCGCGGCUGCGGGUCCCGGCUGCUCUGGCUGCUGGUGCUGUCGCUGGCCUGGCUGGGCCCGGCUUUGGGGGGCCAGGAUAAGGAUGAAGAGGUGAUAGAAGAGGAGGAAAAGGAGAAGAAAGAGGAUGAAGUGCUCUCAGAUGAGAUCAAGGAAGAGGACAAUGUCCUGGUGCUCCAUGAGCACAACUUUGCCCGUGCCCUGAAUGAGCACCAGCUGCUGCUGGUGGAGUUCUACGCGCCGUGGUGCGGGCACUGCCAGCGGCUGGCUCCCGCCUUUGCCCAGGCAGCCACCGAGCUGAGGAAUGAGUCCAGCCCAGCCCGGCUGGGCAAGGUGGAUGCCAUGGCACAGACAGCCCUGGCCACUGAGUUUGGCAUCACCUCCUACCCCACGCUCAAGCUCUUCCGUGAUGGCAACCGCACCCACCCCCUGGCAUACACCGGCCGCAUGGACAGCCAGGGCAUCGUGCGCUGGAUGCAGCGCCGGGCUGGCCCCAGCGCCACGCUGCUGCAGGACACCGACACCACCGCUGCCUUCAUCGACUCCCAGGAUUUGGUGGUCAUUGGCUUCUUCAAGGACCUGAGGGGUGAGGCAGCCCAGGUGUUCCUCGAGGUGGCUGCUGACAUGGUGGACACGACAUUCGGCGUGGCAGAGGCAGCUGAGCUCUUCCAGGCGUACGGGCUGUCAGCUGACACCGUCUGCCUGUUUAAGAAGUUUGAUGAGAGACAGACAAACUUCCCUGUGGACCCUGCACGGGGGCUGGACAUGGCCGAGCUCACCCGGCUGCUCCGCGUCCACAGCCUGCAGCUGGUGAUGGAGUUCACCAACGAGACAUCCAGCAAGAUCUUUGGUGCAAAGAUCCCCCAUCACAUGCUGCUCUUCCUCAACAAGUCCUCACCCGAUCAGCUGUUGCUGCAGGACGGUUUCAGGGCAGCUGCCGGUGGCUUCCGGGGUGAGGUGCUCUUUGUGGUGGUGGAUGUAACCGGACACGGCGCCGACGUCCUGCCCUUCUUUGGCAUGACCGCUGCUGAUGCCCCCACCCUGCGCCUGGUGAAGAUGGAGAACAAUCGCAAGUACCAGAUGGAGCAGGACAACUUCUCGGAUUCGGCCAUUCGCACCUUCAUCCAGGCGGUGCUGGACGGCAAGGUGAAGCCUCACCUGCUGAGUGCGGAGCCCCCUGAGGACUGGGACACGCGGCCCGUUAAAGUCCUGGUGGGGAAGACCUUUGAGCAGGUGGCAUUUGAUGAGACCAAGAACGUCUUUGUCAAGUUCUACGCGCCGUGGUGUCCCCACUGCCAGGCCAUGGAGGCUGCCUGGGAGGAGCUGGCCGAGCGCUACAAGGACCGCGAGGACAUCGUCAUCGCCGAGAUGGACUCCACAGCCAACGAGCUGGAGAACAUCACCAUCCACGGCUUCCCCACCCUGCACUACUUCCCCGCGGGGCCGGGCAGGAAGAUGAUUGAGUACAAGAGCACCCGAGAUGUGGAGACCUUCUCCAAGUUCCUGGAAAACGGGGGGACACUGCCUGAGGAGCCUCCGGUGACCAAGACCCCUGGGAACAGCACGGGCAAGGAGGAUCCGAGUGUGCCGCGGACAGAUGAAUCCCGGGAUGAGUUGUGAGCCCUGUCCUACUCAGGCAUGUGCUAUAAAACACCUGGAAACAAUGUGGGCUCUGCUCUGUGUCUGUCUCCAUGUGCUGGGAGCACCCACCUGUCUUGGGAACACAGCAGGGCCUCUGUCCCCCUGGGGCAGCUGUGCUAUAGCACUCAUCCUGGCAACCCUGCAACCAGGUGGCCAAGGAGCUCUCCAUGCUGGCCC
This is a messenger RNA of Poecile atricapillus (Black-capped chickadee), 1937 nucleotides long. RefSeq names its product protein disulfide isomerase family A member 2 (gene PDIA2). The transcript has 11 exons. Gene Ontology annotation, molecular function: protein disulfide isomerase activity. Gene Ontology annotation, cellular component: endoplasmic reticulum. Bases 120 to 1739 code for a protein of 539 amino acids. Gene Ontology annotation, biological process: response to endoplasmic reticulum stress; protein folding. NCBI's taxonomy places the organism in Eukaryota, Metazoa, Chordata, Aves, Passeriformes, Paridae. The record is from RefSeq and is a predicted model, not a curated record.